Messenger RNA from Colletotrichum godetiae, 335 nucleotides. RefSeq lists its product as uncharacterized. NCBI's taxonomy places the organism in Eukaryota, Fungi, Ascomycota, Sordariomycetes, Glomerellales, Glomerellaceae. The record is from RefSeq and is a predicted model, not a curated record. Bases 12 to 287 code for a protein of 91 amino acids. The transcript has a single exon.
UCUUCAAUCUCAUGCAAGGGGCAAAAUUAUUCAUUGCUAUAUGGGGCAUGACCCUCAUCAUCUCUAUGAGUUCACUUCCGUUUCCUUUCCUAGGUAAUACAUGUCUUCCUUUGUGGCUGAGUCUUCGGACUUCGGUACUAAAAGUUGCUCUGCCAGUCCUUCUCAGAGUGGGCUCGACUCCAGGGAAGAUCCUCCGGUAUCACUAUUACGCUGCUCAUGGAGUGGCCUUCAACAUGAUAGAAAAUAGCUUCAAUGAUGCAAUGAUCUUUAGCAUAGGGACCUUAUGAUCAUUAGUUUUUUUACCUAGUCUAUUGUAGGCUGGGCAGGCUUGGAUU